Zingiber officinale is the source of this 1183-nucleotide messenger RNA. Its product is annotated as zinc transporter 5-like. The record is from RefSeq and is a predicted model, not a curated record. Gene Ontology annotation, molecular function: zinc ion transmembrane transporter activity. Gene Ontology annotation, cellular component: plasma membrane. The transcript is spliced from 3 exons. NCBI's taxonomy places the organism in Eukaryota, Viridiplantae, Streptophyta, Magnoliopsida, Zingiberales, Zingiberaceae. Bases 17 to 1111 code for a protein of 364 amino acids. Gene Ontology annotation, biological process: zinc ion transmembrane transport.
CGAAGCAAGCGGAGAGAUGACGGUUUCCGGCCACCGGUGGCGUCUCUGCCUGUUCCUCCACUUUCUUCUUCUCCUCCCUCUGUUCUCCUCUGGCGAAUGCGACUACGGCGAAGAAGAGGGGGCCCUUGACAAGAAGGCGGCCCUUCCGCUCAAGAUCGCCGCUGCUUUCUCCAUCCUUGUCUGCAGCGCGGCAGGCGUACUCAUUCCCUCGCUCGGCAAGUGGAUCCCGGCUAUCCGCCCCGAGAACAGCCCGUUCUUCGUCGUCAAGUCCUUCGCCGCCGGCGUCAUCCUCGCCACCGCCUUCAUCCACAUCCUCCCCGAUGCCUUCGAGGGCCUCUCGUCGCCCUGCCUCGAUCCGAUCCCCUGGCAGAGCUUUCCCUUCGCCGGGUUCGCCGCGAUGAUGGCUGCCAUCGGGACGCUGAUGAUUGAUACGAUCGCCACCGGGUACUUCACCCGAGUGCACACCCAGGGGCGAGCAGCGGCGGUGGCGGAAUCGAUCGCCGCGGGCGAGGCGGAGAAAGGGGCCACCGAUAUCGAUGUGGUGGAUGUGGAAGGGAUGAUGUAUCAUAUGACGCAUGGGCAUUCGCAUGCCGUGGGUACGGCGGAUGAUUCAUCAUCGAACACUCAACUAAUUCGCCAUCGAAUUAUCGCUCAGGUUCUGGAGUUGGGAAUUCUAGUACAUUCCGUGAUCAUAGGAAUUUCAUUGGGUGUAUCUAACUCUCCGUCAACCCUAAAACCUCUCUUGGUUGCCCUAAUUUUUCACCAGUUCCUUGAGGGCAUGGGACUCGGAGGAUGCAUUGCUCAGGCAAGGUUCAAGGUGAGAUCAAUGCUAACAAUGGGACUCUUCUUUUCUCUCACAACGCCGGCCGGGGUCGUGAUAGGCAUUGGAAUAUCGUCCGUUUACAAUGAGAAUAGUCCCUCGUCCCUGAUCACUCAAGGAAUACUAGAUUCUGUAGCUGCUGGAAUUUUGAUCUACAUGGCGCUUGUCGAUCUCCUUGCUGCUGAUUUUAUGAACCCUAAAGUGCAGAGUAACGUAAAACUUCAGGUCAUGAUCAAUUUUGCCUUGCUACUGGGAGCAGGAUUGAUGUCACUUCUUGCCAAGUGGGCUUAGAGACUCUUCCUAAUUUUAGCAGUUUGGUUAGUGGAGAUGUUGUGACGUGAAUUAUGUAUGGCGUUGCAUACU